AUGGAAAGCACAAGCCUGCAGACCCCUGACGAUGCAUUGUCCUACAUUGCCCCAGUAGGUUACAGUAACUCCUCAGACUGCGGAUACUGCCGAAAGACUCGCAGCGGAUAUUCGUACUAUGCGUCGGGAUACUCUCUGACCCCUGAAUUCUACGAAGCACUCAUAAAUCGAUGCUGGAGGCGCUCAGGAACCCUGCUGUACCGACCAAAUCAGAAGAGCGCAUGCUGUCCGCAUUACACCCUCCGCCUGGACUCGGCUCAGUUCAAACCAUCCCGGGACCAGCGUCAAGCAGUGAACCGGUUCAACCGGUUCGUCACCGGAGAGGACUAUGUGAAGGAGGCCGCCCGGCGCUAUCCUCUCACACGAGAACAGGCCCGCAAGCGCGAUACUUGUUUUGACCUGGUCGAGAGGAUCCAUGAGGCAGAGGCAGACCGCCUGAGGACUCCACCCCAGCCGGCGCAUGAACUCAAGGUGACACUGGAGCCAGACACAUUCACUGAUGAGAAGUUCGCUGUCUUUGAUAACUACCAGAGACUGGUGCAUGGGGAGCCUCCUUCAAGCAUCAGCCAGAGAGGAUUCAAGAAGUUCCUCUGCAACUCGCCAGUCAGGAGAGACGGCAAGUUGGUGGCGGUUGGGGUUCUCGACCUACUUCCCGAGGCAGUCAGCGCUGUCUAUUUUAUGUACCAUGAGUCCAUACAUAAGCACCAGCCCGGUAAACUCGGCGCGUUGAGAGAGAUCGCCCUGGCAAUGGAAGGCGGCUAUCGGUACUGGUGGGCUGGCUAUUACAUUCACAGCUGCCCCAAGAUGCGCUACAAAAUCGACUAUCAUCCGCAGUACGUGCUGGAUCCGGAGACGUUGACUUGGGACCUGUUGGACCGAGAAGCCCUAGACGUCUUCGACAAAAAGCACUACGUCAGCCUGUCUAGAGACCGGCAAGCUGGUAUGGAGGGUAAAGAAAACGACGCCAGCAACAACACGGGCGAGGGCUCUGCCGAAACCACCAAUGUUGACGGCGACAGCGAGAUGGACUUCAGCGACGAGGACGACGGUGAAGACAUCUCGCUCUUCCACAGCGAUAUGCCUGGCAUCGUGACCGUGUCCGAUCUCGAGAACAAAUUUGACCUGGAUCACAUCCGUGUCAUGUCUGACAACACAGAUGGUUUCUUCUUCACUGCCGAGGCCAACAUCUGGGACCGCAGCAGCAUACGUGAAGUCGGGUCCCUCAAGUCCCGAAUCGCGGAAUUGGCCGCCGCAAUAGGACCUGAUCUCCUUCCACAGGUCUGUCUCGAUUUCCGACGGAAACGGCAGUAG
Molecule: messenger RNA, 1311 nt
Organism: Diaporthe citri
Lineage: Eukaryota; Fungi; Ascomycota; Sordariomycetes; Diaporthales; Diaporthaceae
Exons: 4
Coding region: 1-1311 (436 amino acids)
Biological process (GO): protein arginylation
Cellular component (GO): cytoplasm
Molecular function (GO): arginyl-tRNA--protein transferase activity
Source: RefSeq, a predicted model, not a curated record